Colletotrichum fioriniae is the source of this 780-nucleotide messenger RNA. Lineage: Eukaryota; Fungi; Ascomycota; Sordariomycetes; Glomerellales; Glomerellaceae. The record is from RefSeq and is a predicted model, not a curated record.
AUGGCGGAUCCAGCACCGGCGGAAGCCGGCCCGCUCGAAGCAGACAAUGGAGAGGAGAACGAUACCAAUGAUGACAGCGACUCGGCCAUGGGAGUGUCUGUGCUCGGGUCAUCUGCAUCCAUGACAAGCAGUAUCAUGCGUUACCGCGAAGAAAAUGGAAGAACAUACCACGCAUAUCGAGAAGGCAGAUAUGUUUUGCCGAAUGACGCGGUUGAAAACGACAGGCUCGCCGACGAUCAUCAAGAGACACUGAUAACUGGUGUUGAUCUCAGCCCAAUACAACCGCCAUUUGUACCUCCCAACGUCACAUUCUACAUCGACGAUCUAGAAGAUGACUGGACAUACUCCUACAAGUUCGACUUCAUCUUUGGCCGAAUGCUCACAGGUUCCAUAGCCGACUGGCCAAGGUUUAUCCGCCAAAGCUACGAAAACCUCGAACCCGGAGGCUGGAUAGAGUUGUCCGACAUCCUCCUAGAUCUCCAAAGCGACGACGGAACAGUCAGCCCCGAAUGCGCAACUCAAAAGUGGGCAGGACAUAUGCUCGAAGCGGCGGCGAUAUGGAAACGACCGCUGGACAGCUGCAAAUUCUACAAAGAGCAGCUCGCAGAAGCGGGGUUCACCAAUAUUGAGGAAAAGAUUUACAAGUGGCCGUCGAACCCCUGGCCAAAGGAUCCAAAGUACAAAGAGCUAGGUUGGUCGGCGGAGCAGCUCGAAGUCUUUUUGGUGGAUGCUAGGAAAGACAUGCGAGACAGGUCCAUACACGGAUGGUGGCCAGUGUAA